Messenger RNA from Hypanus sabinus (Atlantic stingray), 6673 nucleotides. Its product is annotated as peroxidasin homolog. NCBI's taxonomy places the organism in Eukaryota, Metazoa, Chordata, Chondrichthyes, Myliobatiformes, Dasyatidae. The transcript has 25 exons. Gene Ontology annotation, biological process: response to oxidative stress. Gene Ontology annotation, molecular function: peroxidase activity; protein binding; heme binding. The record is from RefSeq and is a predicted model, not a curated record. Bases 35 to 4618 code for a protein of 1527 amino acids.
CCAGGCGCUGCCACUGAUCUCAUCUCUCUCCAGAAUGGGACGCAAAUGUUUCCUUCUCGUAACUAUUUUGUUUCACCUCUUCUCUGAGCUCUCCUCCUGCCCGAGCCGAUGUCUCUGCUUCAGAACCACUGUCCGCUGUAUGCACUUGAUGUUGGAUCACAUCCCCAAAGUAGCACCGCAGAUUGUUAUCCUGGACCUGCGAUUUAACAGGAUUAGAGAGAUUCCUGCAGGAGCCUUUAAGAAGCAGAAGAACCUGAACACAUUGUUAUUGAACAACAACCAAAUCAAAAGAAUACCAAGGAGAGCAUUUGAAGGCCUGGACAACCUGAAAUACCUCUACCUGUACAAGAAUAACAUUCGUACAAUUGACAGGCAAGCAUUUAAAGGGCUUGUGUCUCUGGAGCAACUGUAUAUUCAUUUCAACCACAUAGAGAUUCUAGAGCCAGAAACUUUUAAAGAUCUUCCCAAACUAGAGAGAUUAUUUUUGCAUAAUAAUAAAGUAUCAAGAAUUCCUGCUGGAACUUUCUCUCAUCUGUCUUCGUUGAAAAGACUCCGUUUGGACUCCAAUGGUCUGGUUUGCGAUUGUCAGCUCAUGUGGCUGGGCGAAUUACUCAAGAGCUAUGCGAAAAGCGGCCACACACAGGCCGCUGCAGCUUGCGAGCAUCCCGGAGCAUUGCAAGGCAGAUCAGUUGUCUCAGUAACAGCAGAGGAAUUUAACUGUGAAAGACCCCGCAUUACUUCAGAGCCUCAGGAUGUAGAUGUUGUCUUAGGAAAUACUGCCUACUUCACUUGUAGAGCUGAGGGGAACCCCAAACCUAAAAUUGUCUGGCUCCACAAUAACAAUGAAUUACACAUGAAGAAUGACAUUCGGCUGAACUUACUAGAUGAUGGUACUUUAAUGAUCCAGAACACACAGGAAUCUGACCAAGGGACAUACCAGUGCAUGGCCAAAAAUGCAGUGGGAGAAGCUACAACCCAAGGUGUUUUACUCCGAUACUUUGGCACUCCAACCAAACCAAGUUUUGUGAUUCAGCCACAAAAUACCGAGGUUCUCAUUGGAUCAAGUAUCACUCUGGAGUGCAGUGCCACUGGCCAUCCUCAACCCCGAGUUACGUGGACUAAGGGGAAUGGAGAGCUGCUGCCCACACACUCCAGGUACAACAUCACUUCCUCGGGCGGUUUGUUUAUUCAGAACGUCACUCUCCAGGACCAUGGCCAGUUCAUCUGUCAUGCCAGUAAUAACCAAGAUUCCAUCCAAUCCUCAGCAUUCAUCAUUGUACAGGCUCCCCCUAAGUUCAUAGUCACUCCCAAGGAUCAAGUUAUAAUUGAAGGACAUACUGUUGACUUUGACUGUGCGGCUGAGGGUAAUCCAACACCAGUCAUUGCUUGGACCAAAGCAGGAGGCCAGCUUCCCAGUGACAGAAGACAUGCAGUGUUACCCACAGGAACAUUGAGGAUUGUGGAUGUAGCCCCCCAUGAUGAGGGUCAAUAUGAAUGUCAAGCUAUCAACGUUGUUCAGGUUAAACAAGUACAAGUACAACUAAAAGUGCAGCCUAAAGUGAUACCAGUGUUUACUGAUGUACCACGGGAUAUCACCGCAGAAGUUGGUCAGGAUGUAAAGAUACCUUGCAGUGCUCAGGGCGAACCACAUCCCACCAUCACCUGGACUAAGGAUGGAGUUCAAAUUACAGAAAGUGGAAAGUUCCGUGUUAAUGCAGAGGGAACACUUACAAUCAGGGACGUUGGGCGAGCAGACGCUGGGAGAUACGAGUGUGCUGCUCGGAACACAAUUGGCCAAGCAACAACAAAUAUGCUGUUAAAGGUGACUGUUCCACAGAGAAGUCGGACUGGGGACAACUUUGUUGAGUCUUCUAUUCGUGAAGCUAUUAAUAGUGUUGACAGUGCAAUUAACUCAACACGCAGAGUUUUGUUUACCAAGCGUCCACUCAGCCCUAAUGAUUUACUGGCUUUGUUCCGUUAUCCGCGGGAUCCCUUCACUGUGGAGACAGCAAGAGCAGGAGAGAUCUUCGAACGGACCUUACAACUGAUACAGGACCAUGUCAAGCAAGGUUUAACUGUGGACUUCAAAGGCAUAGACUUCCGCUACAAUGAUCUUGUUUCGCCACAUUACCUGGACCUAAUAGCCAAUCUCUCUGGGUGUACAGCUCACAGGCGGUUGCCAAAUUGCUCAGAUAUAUGUUUUCACCAAAAGUAUCGAACCCACGAUGGCACGUGUAACAACCUCCAGCAUCCGAUGUGGGGAGCAUCACUUACAGCAUUUGAGAGAAUUCUAAAACCGGUUUAUGAAAAUGGUUUUAGCCUCCCAAGAGGUACUGAUUCCAGCCGUUUAUACAACAGCCAUCCCUUACCUCUCCCUCGCCUCAUUUCAACAACUAUGAUAGGGACAGAGACAAUAACUCCAGAUGACAAAUUCACACACAUGCUUAUGCAAUGGGGCCAGUUCUUGGACCAUGAUCUGGAUCUAACUGUACCAGCUCUCAGUAUGUCUCGGUUUUCUGAUGGACAGUCUUGCAGUUCCAUUUGCAAUAACGACCCUCCAUGCUUUCCAAUUAUGAUUCCAAACAAUGAUCCUCGGGUGAGGAGAGCUCGAUGCAUGUUUUUUGUUCGUUCCAGUCCAGUAUGUGGCAGUGGGAUGACUUCCUUGCUGAUGAAGUCUGUGUAUGCUAGAGAGCAGAUUAAUCAUUUAACAUCCUACAUAGAUGCAUCUAAUGUAUAUGGCACCACAGACCAUGAAUCCAUGGAACUUCGAGACCUUACAAACCAGCGUGGUCUGUUAAAAGAAGGUGAAAUCGUGCCAGGAUCUGGCAAACGGCUGUUACCAUUUGCCACAGAUCAAACCGUGGAAUGUUUGAGGGAUGAAAUUGAAAGCCCAAUUCCCUGCUUCCUUGCUGGGGACCAUCGGGCCAAUGAGCAUGUUGCCCUGACAGCCAUACAUACCUUGUGGUACCGUGAACAUAAUCGCAUUGCGGCCGAGCUACGGAGACUCAAUCCACACUGGGAUGGUGACAGCAUCUAUCACGAGGCGCGCAAAAUUGUUGGUGCACAGAUGCAGCACAUCACGUACAAACACUGGCUCCCCAAGAUCCUGGGGGAUGUGGGAAUGAAACUGAUGGGACCAUACUCAAACUACAAUCCAAAUGUAAAUGGGGGAAUUUUGAAUGCUUUUGCCACAGCAGCCUUUCGGUUUGGCCACACGUUGAUCAAUCCCAUUCUCCAACGACUCAACAGUUCUUUUCAGCCAAUUCCUGAAGGUCACCUUCCUCUGCAUAAGGCUUUCUUCUCUCCCUUCAGAAUUAUCCAAGAAGGGGGCAUUGAUCCACUUCUCCGGGGCCUCUUUGCCUUUGCAGGGAAAAUGCGAGUCCCCACACAGCUUCUUAAUUCAGAAUUGACAGAGAGGCUCUUUUCAAUGGCUCACGCAGUUGCAUUGGACCUGGCAGCGAUGAACAUCCAGAGAGGCCGUGACCAUGGCAUCCCCUCGUACCCAGACUACAGGAUUUUUUGUAACAUGAGUACUAUCAGGAACUUCAAGGACUUGCAAAAUGAGAUCAAGAAUCCAAGAGUUAUAGAGAAACUCAAAAGAUUGUAUGGUACUCCACAGAAUAUUGAUCUGUGGCCUGCACUAAUGGUUGAAGAUAUAAUUCCUGGUACAAGAGUUGGGCCCACCCUCAUGUGCUUAUUUGUAACGCAGUUUAAAAGACUGCGAGAUGGUGACAGGUUCUGGUAUGAGAAUCCAGGGGUGUUUACCGCAUCUCAAGUAACACAGCUGAAACAAAGUUCUCUAGCAAGGGUGCUAUGUGACAAUGGGGAUGAUAUUCAGCAAGUCCAGCCGGAUGUUUUCACAAGAGCAGAUUACCCUCAAGGAUACGUGAAUUGUGAUGAAAUCCCCAAAAUUGAUUUACGGGUGUGGCAAGACUGUUGUGAAGGUCUUUUAUCUAAUGUUCGUGAUUUUCAUAAGCGCAUAUCACUACUCAUCCAGCAGUUCAAUCGCAUCUACCACCGUGUUCGCAAUUACAAGAAGAAAGGUUUGCGGGAAUCAUUUUACCAUAUGCGUCAGCAACUCAUAAGGCUGUCUAGGCUGAUGACUUAUCUUGAGGAGACAGUUACAAAACCUGUUAUUCGAGAUUGUAGAACAAGAGGACAUAUUAAUGCACUUUCACAACAGUUCCGCAACAAACGUUCAGUGGAAUUCAGCUAUCCGGGAGAUAAGCAUUCAAAAGAUGCUUCACUUUUGUCAAACAAUCAACAAGGGAGGUACACUCAAGAUUUUGGGGAGUUUGUAAACUCAACAAUUUUUCCCAAUAAUCAUGAGCCCCCCCAAGGUUUCAACAGUUUUGUGGCUGAUGUGCAAAAGACAAUCAUCUCCCUACGUAACCAGAUCGACCAACUGGAGUCACGCCUGAAACAACAUGGAUGCACAGAUGAAUUGGGAAAUCAUAUGAAUGAAAACAAUCACUGGAAAAAAGAAGAUUGUACUUCCUGCUGGUGUAAGAACGGUCAAGUUACCUGCUAUGUGGAGAAGUGCCCUCCUCUGAAGUGCACCAAAACAAUCAAAAAGAAAGGGAGAUGCUGUCCUGUCUGUGCAAAAAGCAGAAAAUGAUCAUCUGUGCAGUUCGAGAAAGAAGUCUUCUGGGGAAAAUAAAACAACUCUUAGCAUUUUGCAUCACCUACUGACAUCUGAUAAAAUCACAGACGAGAAAACAAAAAAAAACUUUCUACUCACAUUCUGGUUACUGCUGUCUUUCUCUGCUCAUCCCUUUUAUAUUUUAAGCAAAAUCUCCCAUGCAAGGGCAUGUCAGUCUAAUCAAAGUACAAAGGUGGCCUUAGUCAGGAAUUAUGAACUAAUCUACCUGCAGUCUGAAUGUUAAACUGUUCACAUUAAAAAGUAUAAUGAUAUCUUUGAAGACCAUUACAAUUUAUCACUGUGUCAAGAUACCCGUUCAUAUUAAAACAUGUUACAUAGGUAACACAAUAGGGAUUGAAUUUUGUAUUAAGUUAUUAUUUGAAACAGUGAUAAACAUUAUGGUAAAGUUCACUGAGAAGUGAUUAUAUUGUCUUUGCAUACACUGUCCAGAGACUAACCAUUUGGUAUUUUCCAUCUGUGUGGUCAGAGUAAUGUUUAUGAGGAAGCUUUAAAAGCCAUGGUGGCAUUGGUGUAAAGAUCCAUUGCCUUCAUUCUACCAAAUGUACCUCACAAGCUGCACAAAACCAAAAAUGUACUGUGCAAAAAUAUGGUGCUGAUCAUUUUGUCUCAAAAAUGAAUUAUUGUCAGGUUAUAUUUUUAUUUCUAAUUUUAUCAAGGUUUUGUAUCAAUUCAACUAUAACUACCAAAUAUAGUGCUGACUUGAUGUAACAUUUGACAUGUCUGUUAUAAAGCCUAGUAUGAAAGUAAUUAAAUACUGAUCUUUCAAUUAUCAUUUUAAGCAAUGUACAGUGAAUUUUUAAAAAGUGAUUAAAACACAUUUCAUGAAUACCAUGAAUGUUUUAUGUAACAUCAUAUAAUUUGAUAAAUGGUGCUGCAAAUUAUGAAAUUUACAGCCAUACAGAUACAGUUCUUUCUUGAAAAAUAGUUGAUAGUAUUUUAAAAAAGAUUGCAAGUUUGUGAGCAAAUUUUUAUCAGAGACCUUGAUACUUUAACAAUGUCAGUACUUGUUAAAUGGUUUCACUGUUCAUAUUUAAACAACAGAUUUGACAAUUUUGGUCCAAUCAUCAAGGUAGAAAUAUAAAGAUAUAUGUAUCUUUAUAUAUUCAUGCCUCUAUUUUGAAUAAUAAUUUUAUUUAUAUUAUUGCACCUGACAAAAGAAAAACCUAAAUCUAGAUCUGAUAAAAUCUUAUCAGGUUUUGACACAACCAUUUUGAUUGCCCAUUUUUGCCAAUGCAGUUUAUUUUUAAUUAAUGUCAGAAUUAUUCAGGAAUAUACUGAUUACAGAAACUUAGAGUUCAAUUUACAAAUUGAUUAAGGAAUACAUACUAGGCAGGUGAACUCCUCUGCUAUUCAUAAUGGUGCCAUCUUCUUCUUAUUAUCGUCACUUAUUUUUGUACUUAAAUCUUUGGAGUAGGAUUUGAAACCACAAUCUUCCAACUCAGAGAUGAGAGUGCUAUCUGUAAGUCACAGCUGAUAUCUCUUAACUUUCGUUUUAGACCUUUUUGUUUAUUGAAAAAUAGCCCUGGCUUCUCAAGUUUUGAGUUAAUGAAAGGAGAGACUGGAAAGGGAGAAACAAAUAUAAGGAUAGGUUAAUGGAAUUGGAUCAAAUAGAUGGGUAAGUGGAAACUUAUGUGAACUAUAAGCAUUGACACUGAGCAGCUGGCUUUUUUUCUUUCCUGUACAUUCCGUGUAACAACAUUCAUCAAAAUGAUUCUUGUUUAUGUAACGUACAGGCCUCUGCAUACCAGCUAUGGCUUUAGUGUACAACAAAAUGUACCGUAGAUCCUAAACAACUGUUUUUUUAUUAAGUUACAAUGAUGCCAUGACACCAAUGUUAUCUCUGAAAAAAUAUUCUUUGUCUGAGUACAUUUCAGUGAUUACAUUUUGUCUGUAGUGUCAGCAAAAUGCACACUAUUAAAGAAUUUUAAUGUGAAGUGGGUGAAGUGCUUUAUUGGCAAAGUAUGAGGAAAAUAUUGACUCAGCUAUAGUUUUUAGAUAAACAAGUGCAAC